This is a messenger RNA of Puccinia graminis f. sp. tritici CRL 75-36-700-3, 1464 nucleotides long. RefSeq lists its product as uncharacterized. The record is from RefSeq and is a predicted model, not a curated record. The transcript has 6 exons. Lineage: Eukaryota; Fungi; Basidiomycota; Pucciniomycetes; Pucciniales; Pucciniaceae. Gene Ontology annotation, molecular function: 6-phosphogluconolactonase activity; protein binding. The coding region runs from base 100 to 1299 and encodes 399 amino acids.
CCCCCCCUCCCCUGAAAGCAACAAGCCGGACAUUGAUGCCUAUUCUCAAUUCAGAUCUUGUCUUAAAUAUCUUGAUCUGACCUUAUCAUUCUCUAUCUGAUGUUCAGUAUGGCCAUCCGUAAGACUUUGCUCUUAUCUACUUUGGCCUGGUUUGCCAACUGGUGCCAACUCUCAUCCGCCGCCAUUAAGCUGCUGGAUACUUUACCUCAAACUCUGCAAGUUUACAUUGGUGGUGAAACCAAAGAUUUGAAGCUGUUCACGUUUGAUACCGUCCAGAAUACUUUUGCCAUGAUCAAGACUAUUGAUGCCCUGGGGCCUAAUGCAAUAUGGCUAGAUUUCGAUCAAAGCAACAAGUUUAUACUCAGUACCUCAGCUGCGAAUUUCGACAAGAAAGAGAAAACUGGCGGAGUCUUUUCAGCUUUGAUCGGCCCUGAUGGGAGCUUGCAGAAUAUCAAUUCAGCCCCUACACCUGAGGCCCCGGUCUCCCUCGAAGUCAGUCCGGAUGGGAAACUCGUGGCGGUGGCCUCUUUCAAUGGAGCAAGUUUGACCACUUACAGACUUGGCGAUGAUGGUAAACUUUCUUUGCCCGUGCAAAACUUCACUUUUACUGGACAAGGCCCAGUAACGGCACGACAAGCUGCUGCUUCGGCUCAUCAGGUCAAGUUUGAUCCAUCCGGGAAACUGCUCCUAGUCCCAGACCUUGGCUCAGACAGAAUCCGAUCAUUCUCCCUUGAUCGAGUUGGAAAUCUUAAGAGAAAUUCUGACAUUGCAGUUAAAGCAGGUUGUGGACCGCGACAUGUAGCCUUUGCACCACCAAAACCAGCCGGCCCACUGAGGUUCUAUCUAAUCUGUGAGCUCUCCAACGAGCUUGCGUUGAUCGAAUUGCCAGACGCUAGAGCCAAGGCGGCUUCCCUCAUACAAACGAUUACCACCCUUCCAAAGGGAGCCGACCCAAAGACUUUCAAUGCAGCCGAGUUACUCCUCACACCUGAUGGCAAAUUCCUAUAUGCAACCAACCGACAGAUUGAUCCGGCCGGCCGACCUGAUGAUAAUACGUUUGCGAUCUUUUCUCGGAACGAAGCCACCGAUAUCCUGACGCCAAUCGGCUUCGCACCCACAGGAGGAAAGGGCCCUCGCCAUUGUGCUUUCACUCCCGACAAGGCUGCAAGCUUUAUGCUCGUGACCAACCGCGAUAGUAAUUUGGUUACAGCACAUAGACGAAACGAAACUACAGGCGCUUUAAACCAGGUUGGAGCCGCCCCAGCACAGGCUCCAUCAGUGGCUUUAUUCAGAGUAUGAAGCUCAGCCGAUUGAUCAAUGUCUUCCUAUUUUUAUAGCCGACUCACAACUCAUAAGAGAAUUGAGAAAGAAGUACUCAAGUCCAAACUUAAACCGUAUCCGGAUACAAAACAUCAUUUUUUUAUGUCAACUCAACCUCGAUAAGACAAAAUCAACCAUAUAAAU